AUGGAAAAUAAACAAUCUCUAUUACAUACUGAUGAUGAUUUAAAAUCAAUAAGAACAGUAGCAGAAGAAACAACAGAUGAUCAUCAAAAACAAGAAGAAAUAGAUAAAAACAUGCAAAAUAAUAAUUCAACAUCUGAAACAGAACAGAAAAAUAUAGUUAAUGGAAUUAACAAUGAUGAUGCUUUAAUGAAUACUAGUCUACCAAUAGUAACUUCUGAUAAAGAACAACAAAAAGAGGCAACAGAACCAACAGUAAAUAAUGAUGAAAAUGAAACCCGUUCGAAAAAGUCAUGGAAUCCAAAGGUCAAAUAUUCACCGAUGCCGUAUCAUCGAUUUCCCUACUAUACGAAUGGUCAUCCAUAUGGUGCGCCAGCACCCUACUAUUAUUAUUCACUACCAACACUUGAAAAACCGACACCAUUAAUGUUUGUUUCAACACAACAACCAUCAUCAUCAUCUUCAUCACCGACAUCACGAGAUACUCAUACAAAUAAUUCAGUAGCAGUAUCACCACAAAAUCUACCACCACGUUUGAGGCAAACAUCAACAACUGAAACUGAAUCGACUUCACAAGUAUCAUCGACUACGCCACCAAAUUCACAACCAUCAACAACAACGACACCAGCAACAAAUGGUCGUCGUCAUCGUAGUAUUUUACCACGUGGUCUUGGAAGUUAUUAUUCACAUCCACCACCACCUUUAAUGGCUACACCACCCGGUGUUCUUUAUCCAUAUCCACCUGCCGUCCAUCCACCAGGCCAUAUUGCAUAUAAUAUUCGACCACCAGAUGAAUUAGAAUUCUAUGCUUUUCAACAACAAAUAAUGAAUUUACCACAAACAUCAGUUAUUUGGCCACCAACACAUGCAGGAUUACCACCACAUGGUCAUCCUCAAUUUGCACCAUAUGCAAUGAAUGGAUUACCACCUCCAUACAUGUUUAAUAAUUCGGUAAUGACUCAACCAGCAAAUUCAUUUUUAAAUCCCGACGCAGCUGAAUGGGUCCCAUCACAUAAUGAUAAUGAUAUACCAUCAUCGUCAUCAUCAUCAUCGGAUAAGAAUAUUUUAAUUGAUGAUGAAAUUAAUUUUCCACCAUUAAAUAGCACAACAAAUAAUACUCAUAUAAUACCAACACCUAUUAAAGAUCAUAUAGAAGAUAAUUCUGAACACAUAGAAACUACAUCCGAAACUAUUUCAACGAAUGAUAAUACUACAAAUGAUAAUACACCAAUAUUAACAGAUAAUACAAACAUAUCAACUCAAUCUACUUCAAAAAUCGAAUCAUCAAAUAUUUCGUCGUCUAGUCAAGAUGAUAAUAAUAAAUCAUCAUCAUCAUCAUCGUCUCCAGUUAAAAUAGCACCAAUAUCAUAUUCAACAAUCAUUUCAAAAACAUCUGAAAAUAAUAAAACAAAAAAAAAUAAUAUUAAUAAUCAAUCACAAGUUCGUCAGCAGCAACAACAGCAACAACCAUUAACAAAUCAUACUCAUAAUCAAUUACCACCAAGAGAUCGAAUCAUAAAACAACAACAACAACAACGAAUACCAACUAAUUCAUCAUCUCCUUCAAAUUUCAAUUCUCGUCAACGUCAACCAUUGAAAAAUAAUCGACCUAUGACACGAAAUCUUCUUCCAACUGAAUCAAUUUCUCUUUCAAAACAACAACAACAACCACAAACACCACCAUCACCACCAAUAGCUGAUGAUUGGAUUGAAGUUAAAUCUAAAAAAACAAAAAAAUUCGAUCGUAAUUUCAAUGAUAAUUCAACAGAAAAAUUCAUAUUAGAUGAACAAAAACAUAAAUCUGUCUCACCACCAUUAUCAUUAACAUCAACUGGUGAUAAUACAACAGCAACAUUUACAUCGGAAGAUGAUUAUGAUGAUAAAGAUAAUCAAGAUCUUGUUAUUAUUAUGAAUAAUGAUGUUUCAAAUGACUAUAAUCAAAUUAUUAUCGAUGAUAUACAUAAUCGACUUGAUAAUAAUGAACGAUUACUAAUAAUUAUGCGAGGAUGUCCUGGUUCAGGAAAAUCAACAUUAGCUAAAUCGCUCAAUCAUGGUUAUAAUGGUGUAAUACUUUCUACAGAUGAUUAUUUUAUAGAUCGUAAUUUAAAUAGAUAUGUCUUCGAUUUAAAUAGACUUGAUGAUGCACAUCGAUAUAAUCAUCGACGAGCAUCGGAUGCAUUUAAACGAAAUAUAUCUCCGAUUAUUAUUGAUAAUACAAAUACACAAACAUGGGAAAUGAAACCAUAUGUUUCAAUGGGUAAAGAUGCUGGUUAUGAUAUUCUUCUAAUUGAACCUCAAACUCCAUGGCGUUAUAAAGCUCGAGAAUUAUUCAAACGAAAUUGUCAUAAUUUACCAAUGAAACGUAUAAGAGAUAUGUUAAAUCGUUUUGAAUAUAAUAUUACAGCUCAAAAUAUAAUUGAUCAACUUUCAUCAACAGCAAAAUCAAAUAAUAAUAUUCUUUCAUCUGAACAGGAAAAUGUGCCUGAAGAUAAUGAAAUUACUGAUCCAUUGAUGACAUCAAAAAAAUUCUACGAUACUAUUGAUGAUUCUCUUAUACUUGAUGAUGUACGUCUUUGUAUAAAUGAUAUGAUUUUAUUUUUAACAUCAAACUUUUAUCAAACAACAUUAUUAUCAUCAGCAUUAACAUUACCAACAACAACGACAACAACAACAUCAACAUCACCGAUAUCAACACCAUUAUCUGUUUCAUUUUAUGAUUUAUCACUCAUAUCACCAACAUCACCAUCACUACCACCAACACCUUCAACACCACAUUCACGUUUUCAUCGUCCAUUAGGACGUUUUCCUUCAACAAUAAAUCAAGAUCAUUCAUUUAAUUCUGAACAUAUUUUACGAUUACCAUCAACAGCAUUUUCACGUUAUAAUGAUACAACAAAUUUAACACCACCUUUAUCAACACAAUCAAGUCUUAUUGCAAAAAAACGACAAAAAAAGAAGAAUAAACAAGAAUCCAAUGAACUUGUCUUAAAUACGAAUAAUAAUAACAAUAAUAAUAAUUAUAUCAUUGAUGAAGAAAAUAUUUUAUUACAACAACAAACUUUUAAUGUUUUUCUUCCUGAAGAUUGUUCAGAUUUUAUCGUUAUUGAUGAACAAGAUAAUAAUGAUUGGAUUGAUAAUGAUAGUAGAAAUUUUAAUAUACAAAUGAAUUCUCUCGGGGAUCAUUCAUCAACAAAUCCUUAUAAACAAAAUCAAUUAGUUAAUUCAAAAACUAAUGAAUUAUUAAAUAUUAUUCAUAAAGAAUUAAAUAAACCUUCUCAUCAUCCGUCCGUAUCAACAAAACAUAUCGCUAUACAAUGUUCAUCUGAUGAUUUUAAUACAGAUCCAUCGGAUUUGAUUUUAAUUGGUCAUCAUGUAUCAUCUCCGAUAGAAACAAUCAUAACACCAUCAAUUCCACCACUUCCAGGUUAUAAUGAAUGUGGUAUUCAAGUUGAUUUAAAUGAUAAAAAUCUUGAUUUAUUAUAUGGGAUCUAUUCAAAUCAUUUAUCAAAUGAAAUAAUUGAACAAUUUUAUGAAAUUUGUCAUCAAGAUAUUGAAUAUACACGUACACAAAUUGAUGAAUAUCUUCAAUUUAGUAAUCAAAAUAAAGUUCAUAUUCCAACAUUACAACAAUUAAGUUUACAUACUUUAAAUCAAUGGAAUGAACAAAUUAAAUCAAUAAAUCCAUUAUUUGAUACAAAAUCUAUUAAUGAUUUACUUCAAGAUAUAAACGAUGAUGAUGAAAGAUUAGAAGAUUUAACAAUUAAUAAUACGAAUAAUGAUACAAAUAUUGAAUUUAAUGAUUUAAAUCAUAUAAAUAUACCUUGGUCAAUUUUAAAUUCAUUAGAAGAAUUAUAUGGAGAAAUACCUAAUAGAUCAAUGAUAUUAUCGAAUAAUAAUAGUAUUUCAUUACCAGUUGAUAAUGAACUAUCAAUAAGUAUUUAUCAAGCAUUACAAAGACAUUUAAUUAAAUCAAAUCAAAUAAUAGAACCGGUGAUUGAAAAUAAGAAAAAGAUAGAUAAUACAAACAAUCAAAAAUGGAUAUUACCAUCAUCAAAUAAGCAAUUAAAUUCAAAUGUUAAGACUAAUAAUAAUAAUAAUAUUCCAUCACUGAAACAAAUUAUGAAAGAAGAACAACAAGCAAAUAAAUGUCAAAAAUCAAAACAGAAACAUCAACUUGAUUAUGUUACUGAACAUAAAUUAAAAGAACUUCAACGUCAUUUUCCAUCAUUUGAUAGUGAUCUUCUUCAUGAUAUAUUUCGUGAAAAUGAAUAUAAUUAUGAUAUUACACUUGUAUGUAUAUCUACAAUGCUUGAUGAUAAUGCAGAUAUAACGACUAUGCAUCAACCUCAAUCAGUUUCAUCUUCCCGUCCUAUAUCAACAAUAAAACCAAUUGUUGAACCUGUUCUUGAAUCUUAUGAGAUUUUACGGCAAGAUGCACUUCAUCAUGCACAACAACGUAAAGAAUUAUAUGCAAAAGCUCAUCAAGCAAAUCGUUAUGGAAUGUGUGGUGUUGCAUCAUUUUAUAUUCAUCGAGCUAGUGAAGAAAAUCAAUUAAUGAAAGAUGCUAAUCGAGCUGCAUGUGAACGUUUAUCACAAUGGAGACUUACGCAAUUCUAUCAAACACAACAGCUUGAUCUUCAUUGUUUACAUUCCGAUGAAGCAUUGAAUUUAUUUAAACAAAUAGAACAAGAAUAUAAUGAAAAAAAUCGUAAAACAACACCAAAAUCUAUUCAUAUUAUAACAGGUUACGGAAAAAAUUCUAUUUAUGGCGGUGGUCAUGGAAAAAUACGCUCAGUUAUUCUUACUUAUUUAAAACAACGAAAUUAUAAAUACUCAGAACCAAAUAAAGGUGUAAUUCUAUUGCAAUUAACAAAUGCAAAAAACUAA
Molecule: messenger RNA, 4884 nt
Organism: Adineta steineri
Lineage: Eukaryota; Metazoa; Rotifera; Eurotatoria; Adinetida; Adinetidae
Source: the annotation of a GenBank genome assembly